Arachis duranensis is the source of this 1039-nucleotide messenger RNA. RefSeq names its product DET1- and DDB1-associated protein 1. The transcript is spliced from 5 exons. Gene Ontology annotation, cellular component: Cul4-RING E3 ubiquitin ligase complex. The coding region runs from base 415 to 696 and encodes 93 amino acids. The record is from RefSeq and is a predicted model, not a curated record. Gene Ontology annotation, biological process: positive regulation of proteasomal ubiquitin-dependent protein catabolic process. NCBI's taxonomy places the organism in Eukaryota, Viridiplantae, Streptophyta, Magnoliopsida, Fabales, Fabaceae.
UUGUAAUUUCCGUGACAUGAAGCUUUCUUCUCUUCUCUGUUCUCUCCAUUGGACUCAAACGAGACAACUAUAUAAAUGGUGGUUCCCUCAACUUUCUAUUCUCAGCAACCACCUUUUUGCGCUCACAACCAAUUUCACCACAUUCCAGAGAGAUCUCAGCUCAUAUCUCAGAUCACGCUUCCAAUUUCACACUCUUCCAAUUUUCUUGAAGCCUCUCAGCAGCUGAAAAUAUAAUCUUUUUGCAACUGACAAUGUAGGAUUGUUGAGUUAGGACAAUUUGGUGUUAUUCAAGCCAUGAAAACUCAAUUAUCCAUGAAAUUCAAGCCUCUACUUGCAACUGGUUCCUUCUAGGGAGGAUUUUUUUGUUGUCGUCUUCUCUUUCAUCUAUCAAAAGUUUGUUGCAGCCUCUGCCUCAUGGAUUCUGUCCUUGGUAAUUGGCCAUCUUAUGAUCCUCACAACUUUAGCCAGCUUCGAACUUCAGAUCCUUCUAGAUCUUCUAAAAUGGCACCGGCCACUUACCAUUCUAUUCACAACAGGGACGUACCACCAGCCGAUCAAGUGAUAAAUACCGAACACAAAAAUAUCCUUCUAAGAGAAAUCUACCGGCGUGCAGAGGAGAAGUUGACACCCAAAAGAGCUGCAUCCGAUAACCUCAUACCGGAGCAUGGAUCCAAACAACCAAGGGUUUCAACGUGAAAAUUUUUCUUUGACCAACAAAUGAUGAAUAUGGUUUGUGAACAACUCUUUCAGAAGUCAGAUAUGCCCUUAUGUAACUAAGAAGACUUUGGCAUGUUUGGUAUUGUAAACUAUCUUUUCAAGUAUAGAGUUGGUUAGCCCCAGCAUAAUUAUUCAGUGAAUGAAGUGAGAUAGUGAUUAUGAAUUUCAUUGUAGAUUUUGUGCUAUAUGCUUGUCCAAUGUCCACAUAAGUUAGAAAGAGGCAGAAGCUUUGAUUCAGGAUUUUGAGGAUUUGCAGUAGGUAUGCAUCAUAAUCUAGUGCCACAUUCUUUAUUUUUUAUUUUAUAUGAUCUCUUUUUACUCA